Salarias fasciatus (jewelled blenny) is the source of this 1646-nucleotide messenger RNA. RefSeq names its product guanine deaminase (gene gda). Lineage: Eukaryota; Metazoa; Chordata; Actinopteri; Blenniiformes; Blenniidae. The coding region runs from base 1 to 1323 and encodes 440 amino acids. Gene Ontology annotation, molecular function: guanine deaminase activity; zinc ion binding. The record is from RefSeq and is a predicted model, not a curated record. Gene Ontology annotation, biological process: guanine catabolic process. The transcript is spliced from 14 exons. Gene Ontology annotation, cellular component: cytosol.
AUGAAGAGCGUUUACAGGGGGACUUUUGUCCACUCGACAUGGGAGACACCGCUCCAAAUCCUGGAAGAUGCGCUCCUGGGGGUGGAUGAAGGUGGCAAGAUUGCCUUCAUUGGGGAAGGAAAAGACAUCAAACAACUGUCUCAGAAGUUUGGAUUCAACCUUUCUGAAGUCAUUCAGCUGGCACAACAUGAGUUCUUCAUGCCGGGAAUGGUGGACACCCACAUCCAUGCAUCCCAGUACAGCUAUGCUGGCACGGCCCUGGACCUGCCGCUCCUGCAGUGGCUCAAUACCUACACCUUUCCAGUGGAGGCACAGUUUGACAACCUGGAGUUUGCACGCAAAGUUUACACUCAAGUUGUGAAAAGGACUCUAAGAAAUGGAACAACCACUGCCUGUUACUUCGCAACGAUACACACAGAUGCCUCUCUCCUGUUGGGCCAACUUGCAAAUGACUUUGGACAGCGUGCCUUAGUGGGCAAAGUGUGUAUGGACGUGAACGACUGUGUCAAAAACUACAGAGAAACCAGUAAGGACUCUGAAGAGGAAACAGGCCGGUUUAUUAAGGAACUUUUAAAGAAAGAGUACCCUCUUGUGAGGCCAGUGGUGACCCCCCGCUUUGCCGUGACCUGCACCGAGCCCUUACUCAAACAGCUGGCAGCGAUCGCUCGGAAUAAUAGCGUGCACAUUCAGAGUCACAUCAGUGAAAAUGUCGACGAAGUGGAGCUUGUAAAGAAGCUGUUUCCUGAUUCAACGUCCUACACCGAUGUUUACCACAAAUGCAACCUUCUCACCAACAAGACCGUGAUGGCUCAUGGCUGCCAUCUCAGUGACAAGGAGCUGGCUGUGUUCAGAGAGACUGGGACGUCUUUGGCUCACUGUCCUAAUUCCAACUUAUCGUUGUGCAGCGGACUGUUGGACGUGCGUAACGUCCUGAAACACAAAGUGAAAGUGGGGCUGGGAACAGAUGUUGCAGGAGGCUACUCCGCCUCAAUGAUCGAUGCUGUGAGGAGAACUCUGGAUACGUCCAAAAUCUUGAGCAUACAGAACCCAAACUAUGAGACGCUCACCUUUGAGGAGGUGUUCAGACUGGCCACACUGGGAGGCAGCCAAGCCUUGUCUCUGGAUGAACAAACGGGGAAUUUCCAGGUGGGCAAACACUUUGAUGCCCUGAGGGUGAAUGUGGCUGUUCCCGAAGGACCCAUAGACCUGAUCCAGCCCGAGGAACCAAAGAUUCUUUUGGAAAAGUUCCUAAAUUUGGGUGAUGAUCGUAACAUCGUGGAGGUGUUUGUUGCUGGAAGGAAGGUGGUGCCUUUUACAGAUUGAAAGUGAAAUUGCUUUGAUGCUCCAGUGCAUAUCUGAAAGAUAUAACAUCCUUUAUACAAUCUUUUAAUUUUUACGGGGGUGAACUGAAGUGGAUUAUGGCACAAAAAUAGUACAAUAUCUGAUAUAACAUCAACAUUUUAACCCAGGGAUUAGAAUGGAUAAUGCCAGUGAGGUAACUUCGACCCACCCUGCUCCACCUAGAGGUCAAGUCAUAGAAAUGAUAAAUGGCUCCUACACCAGUUAUAACUGAACAAUUCCACCACAUUGAUAUGAGAAUGAAAACUAUAAGUUUUCUGAAAAUAUUCUUUAAUUUUUCAUCUCAA